AUGGCACCUUACGAGGCUCUGUAUGAUUGUAUCUGUCGUACUCCGUUGUGUUGGACUGAGUUGGGUGAGCGUCGGGUUUUGGGUCCCGAAUUGAUUUUUAAGAUUGAAGAUAAUGUUAAAGUGAUUCGGGAUCGUCUUAAGGGCAAGUUGAGUCCUAGGUUCAUUAGGUCGUUCCAGAUUGUGAAACGUGUUGGACCGAUCGCCUAUCAGUUAGAGAUACCUCCCGAGUUAGACUAUAUUCACGAUGUGUUCCUCGUCUCCAUGUUGAGGCGGUAUCAGUCGAAUCCAUCUUACAUUGUCUCUGUUGAGGAAAUUGAGGUUAGACUGGAUUUAACUUUCGAGAAGGAACCAAUUCAGAUUCUGGAUAGAGAUGUUAAAGUCUUGAUGAGGAAGUCUGCUUCUCUGGUUAAGGUUCUGUGGCAGAAUCAUGGCAUUGAGGAAGCCACUUGGGAACCUGAGGGUUCGAUUCUUCUGUAA
Gossypium raimondii (Peruvian cotton) is the source of this 477-nucleotide messenger RNA. RefSeq lists its product as uncharacterized. Lineage: Eukaryota; Viridiplantae; Streptophyta; Magnoliopsida; Malvales; Malvaceae. The transcript is spliced from 2 exons. The coding region runs from base 1 to 477 and encodes 158 amino acids. The record is from RefSeq and is a predicted model, not a curated record.